This is a messenger RNA of Sorghum bicolor (sorghum), 1856 nucleotides long. RefSeq names its product CAAX prenyl protease 1 homolog. Gene Ontology annotation, cellular component: endoplasmic reticulum membrane. Gene Ontology annotation, biological process: CAAX-box protein processing. Gene Ontology annotation, molecular function: metalloendopeptidase activity. The coding region runs from base 320 to 1597 and encodes 425 amino acids. The record is from RefSeq and is a predicted model, not a curated record. The transcript has 14 exons. Lineage: Eukaryota; Viridiplantae; Streptophyta; Magnoliopsida; Poales; Poaceae.
CUCCGGGCCGCGGCAUGUUCGGCUUCACUGACAAGCUUCAAUCGAGCCUCGGUCUUCAGCCGUGCCCAAUUCCGGUUCCGGCGUGACCGCGCGAGCGCACCCUUGAGGACGCCAAUUUAUAACUUCGUCGUUCCUUCCUUCCUCCUGCAGCUCCGAGCACCGGAAUCGAGCAAAGCAUCCCGCGCGUGCGCCGCGUCACGCUUCCCCCGCUUCAUAAUAUUCCCUCCCCUCCGCCUGCCCCCCCCGACCCCGAUCCCUCGCCUCGGCCGUCAGCUCCGCCCCUCGGCUUCCGAAGCGCCACCGCGGCCGCCGCCUCAUCAUGGCGCUGCCCUACCUGGAGGCCGUGCUUUGCUUUAUGAUUCUCAUGUACAUAUUUGAGACAUAUCUUGACAUUCGUCAGCAUAGAGCCCUCAAGCUGCCAACUUUGCCAAAACCCCUGCUGGGAGUAAUUAGUGAUGAAAAAUUUGAACGCUCUAGAGCUUAUAGUCUUGACAAAAGCUACUUCCAUUUUGUUCAUGAGGCUGUGACUAUUUUAAUGGAUACCACAAUACUGUACUAUAGAGUUCUUCCCUGGUUUUGGAAGAAAUCUGGAGAGUUAGUUACCAAUGUUGGGCUGAAUGCUGAGAAUGAGAUAAUACACACCCUUGCAUUCUUAGCUGGUGCCAUGGUUUGGUCACAGAUUACAGACUUGCCGUUCUCUCUUUAUUCAACUUUUGUUAUAGAGGCUCGGCAUGGUUUUAACAAGCAAACUAUAUGGCUCUUCAUUAGGGAUAUGAUCAAAGGAAUUUUACUAUCCAUGAUAUUGGGGCCACCAAUUGUUGCUGCUAUCAUCUACAUAGUACAGAUUGGAGGACCUUACCUGGCUAUUUAUCUCUGGGGUUUUAUGUUCGUAUUAGCUCUUCUGAUGAUGACAAUAUACCCAAUUGUGAUAGCUCCUCUGUUCAACAAGUUCACUCCUCUUCCUGAAGGAGUCCUCAGGGAGAAAAUAGAGAAGCUGGCAGCUUCCCUCAAGUUUCCUUUGAAAAAGCUUUUUGUGGUAGAUGGGUCUACCAGAUCAAGCCACAGUAAUGCCUACAUGUAUGGGUUUUUCAAGAAUAAACGCAUUGUACUCUAUGACACAUUGAUUCAGCAGUGUAGCAAUGAGGAUGAGAUAGUUUCUGUUAUUGCACAUGAACUUGGGCACUGGAAACUCAAUCAUACUGUCUAUUCCUUUGUAGCUGUCCAGCUGCUUAUGUUUCUUCAAUUUGGAGGAUAUACUCUAGUGAGGAACUCCAAAGAUCUAUUUGAAAGUUUUGGCUUCGAGGACCAGCCAAUAAUAAUUGGAUUGAUCAUUUUCCAGCACACCAUAAUACCCAUCCAGCACCUUCUGAGCUUCUGCCUGAACCUUGUCAGCAGAGCAUUUGAAUUCCAGGCUGAUGCCUUUGCCAAGAACCUUGGAUAUGCCCCUCAGCUCCGAGCGGCCCUUGUUAAACUACAGGAGGAGAACUUGUCUGCGAUGAACACCGAUCCUUGGUAUUCGGCAUAUCACUACUCCCACCCACCUCUCGUCGAAAGGCUGCAAGCUCUUGAAGAUUCAGACAGCAAAAAAGAAGACUAAUCCUAACCGGCAGCCAGAGCUGCUGUUCCUGAAGGGCCAAAGCCUUUGAUCUUGUAUGAGACUAUGAGGUUUCCAUAUAUAUGUCCCUGCCGUGCGCAAGGGGCACUGAUUCAGUGGUUGAAUGUUGAGGGUUUCGAUACAUGAGAGUGUUGUCAAAGCUAUGAAGCGUCCAGCUUGUGUAGCAGUCUAUCGGUUAGUGAGAAAUAUAAGCAAAUCAGCUAGUAUUCAAAACUGAUGCAUCUUUCUGAGUUACUGUGCA